Symbiodinium natans is the source of this 6849-nucleotide messenger RNA. The record is from the annotation of a GenBank genome assembly. NCBI's taxonomy places the organism in Eukaryota, Dinophyceae, Suessiales, Symbiodiniaceae.
AUGGAGACGGGUGUAUGUGUGGAAGGGAGUUUGGCGGCUGUGGACAUGUACACCUCCAGCGCCGAGCUAGAGACCGUCGAGCUUGGGCAUCAGGAUGGAAGGGUUUGGAAGUGUGAAGUGAGCGAAGCUCACAUGAAGGGCUCAAUCUGCCGGCAGAGUGAUGGGGCGGCCACAGGCACCUGGUCGGCCCGGAGGGUAUCCAAGCCUUCCGUGUUGAGGCAGAUGUCGGUGUAUGCUGACAGCCUCUUGAUAUGGUCGGGUGACAAAGUCAGAGCAUCGAGUGUUGACGAGACCCUGAGCUUUCGACAACUUGCAAUGAGCACGGGUCGGGUCUACUUCGAGAUCUCCUGCGAAGAUCCGCAGUGUCUGCAGUCGCUACGUUUCGUCUCCACGUCCGAGAUGGGUGCUCCCCACACUGCCGACCUUGCGAAGAGCUCCUCCGAAUUACCCCAAGUCACCCCGUGCGUGCCCCCCCCGGUCGUCCGCAAGGACUCCGAUGACUGGGGUGGUGGUGCCUGGGGUGGUGACUGGGGCUUGACCGAGAAAACGAAAGAGACUGAGAAGGAUCAAGGCCUCGAGUCCUUGCUCGCAGCAAAGGUCGAGGAGGAGCUCACCAAGAGAGCUGCGGCCUCGUUCUCGCUACCAGAUCUGGUGGCAGGAGAUGUCUUGGGCGUGCUUUAUGAUGAGGCACAGAACCAGGUCACCCUCUUUCAGAAUGGCCGCUUGCUUUCUGAGAAGCCGCUGAAGGCUCCGAAAGUUCCGGUCUUCCCCGAGAUGGUGCUGAAGGGAAAGAAGUCCAUGCUGCUCAACUGGGGACAGCGGCCCUUUCAAAGCGCACCUGAAAGGGUCGUGCCCGCGUGCGCGUGCCUCCUUCGUAAUCUGAGCCUCAUCGACUGCCGCAAGGCCCGGCAGGUUCAGGACAACCCACUGCUCCUGGCCCGAAUCCCCAGCUUCUGGGGUGACGGCAUUCCCGCAUACCUCUACCCGCGAGAUGGGUCUCAGUUCGGCAACACCUCCGUAUCGCCUGGCGACAUCAUCCUUUGCCACGAGCUGAAGGACGGCUGGGCGAGACACGACUUGGGCUGGUCCAAAGCGGAAUGCUUCAUGGACCAUAAGGAAGCGCUAGAUGCCGAAGAUGAUCUGGAGCCGGUUAUCCUUUGGGGGAAGCCCACCGAGGGCGAGGAGAAGUGCACUGUGGUGUUCGCACUGCGGGGCGGGUCGCUGUGGAAGCGCGUGGAGACUGAGCCCUGGCGCCAGCUGGAGGUCCUGAGGUGGAGCAACGGCCUGCUUACCGACGACCUGGACAGCCUUGCCGUGACGGAGGAGACCAAGGCGCCAGGCCAGGGCGAUCCCAUCUUUCCAGGUGAGAAGCCUCACCCGAGCCUGCGAGAAGGUGCCCGAGUGGUUCACGCGAGCAUGGGCCCGGGAGUGCUGCUGGGAUGGAAGCAUGCCGGAGUUCGCACUGGAGACACCUCCGGAGGCCUCAGUUCCGAUAACUACGUCCGCAUCAAGUUUGACACAGGUAAAACAGCCGGGUGGAAUGUGGAGGCGUGGCAAGUGCACUUUGCAGAUGCCGGAGAGGGUUUGGAGCAGAAGCUCCGGCAGCUGCAGCGGCUCGCGCAGCGGGCGCAGCUGGACUUCCAGCUGGGUACGGCGAAGGCCAAAACAUCCGGCGUGAAGGUGCAAGCCGGUACCUGGCACCUCCUCACCGUGUCGGCCAACCUCCCGCAGUCGCUGUCGCUGUGGCUGGACGGGGAGCGGAUCUUGGAUGUGGAGCCAGGAAAUCCAGACCUUCGCAGCAGUGGGCCUUUCUCGCUGGCGCUCGAACGAGGUAUAUCGGUUUUCGGCAUGGCCGACCCGACCCGAGGCUCGUCGACCGCCUCCCGGAAGAAUUGGAUGCUGGGAGGUGACCUACGCGAGAUUCGGUUUGGCUUGGACCACUUAGCCUCAAAGGCGCAGGUGCUUCAGCUUCAUCAGCCUCGGGGGGUGUGGCUUUGUCGCAACUCUGCGUGCGAACGCCAGGGCAGACAGACUCGGAAUGCCUCCACCUCCCGACGCUGCUGGAAGUGCAAGACAGAAAGGCGCAAGUCGGGCGCACCCCCUCCUGAGAACCCGAACCCAAAGACGGGCUUGUUCACGGUGGUGGCGGACACCUUCGAGGAAGUGGUGCUGCAGUCGGACGCCCACGUCUUCAUCGACUGCACCGCCGACUGGUGCGGACCCUCUGUCGUCAUCAAGCCUUUCGUUUAUCAGCUUGCCAAGAUCACGCAGCCCCUGGAGGACAUCCGGGUGGCGAUGAUGGACACGGACGAGAACAUGGUGGACCCAGAGCUUUUCCCGGAGCCUUACAUUCCGAACAUGAAGCUCUUCAUCCGGGGCAAGAAGGACAACCCGGUCAAGUUCGACGGCCAGCGAACCCUCGAGGGCAUGAUCCGGUUCGUGCAAGACCACACGGGCAUUGAGUUGGGGAACAAGUUGCAGGAGAAGUAUCCGGACUACAAAAUGGCGAAGAAGAUUGAUGAGAAAAUUCUUGGAGCUGAGCGGGCGGUGCGCGAGCUUGCCUCGAAGUUCAGUUUGACCAGGUUUCGCUCGCCUGGCUCUGCCGUCUACCAGAUUGCGGCGGAGUACUGGCACGAUCCAGACUCCUGUACCCGGCGAGUGGAGUGGCUCUCGGCUCAGGAAGCUUUGGAGCAGGUCGCUGGAAUCACCCACGCGGCCCUGGAGACAAGCCAGCCAGAAAAUCCGGCGCCCGCUGUUCUCCAAGCUUUGCUGCGGCAAUCUGCACCCGUGUGCAGCAGCCAGCCGCCACGACCAACCCAGAGUCCCAUGGAUGAGACGGCGGUCCGGAAGCACUGGGAGUACUUGGAGUCGGCCAUCCUUCGAUCCUCAGGCAAGAAGCUCAAGGACACCCUGGACGACCUCUUCCGGCAAGGCUACCCGGUGGAUGCUGGGCCUUUCGGCUACUCCGGCUUCUGGCUGGCUGCCGCUCGUGGGAAGCUGGAGGCGGUCCAGGCCCUCUUCGACUGGGGCGCCAACAGCCACCUGCAAGGUGCCCGGGAGCAGCUCCUCCCCGUGGAGGUGGCUAGCUACAUGGGCCACACCGACGUGGUGGUGUGGCUGAUCAAGAGAGGGGUCUACCCAGGCAAAGUUCUGCACUUCGCCGCGAAGAGUGGGCAUCUGGGCAUCUUGGACAAGCUCGUCCUCUCGAGCCGCGAGAGCUCGCAGAAGGGGGAGGAUGACCAGGAUGUGCGUCGGGAUCCCCUACUUCGCUUCCACCUCACUUCCCCCUGCUCCUGCUGCGGAUGGACCCCGAUCUUGCUGGCGGUGAACUUCGAGCAGGUCGCCGCCGGCCGCAUGCUGAUUCCGGCCACGAGCGAUGAGGAGCUGAAGGAGCCCCUCAGGCCGAAAGUCUGCGAGCUCGCCGGCUUGGCGCGCGGCAGCAGCUUGCUGCACUUUGUGGCUGCCAAGGGCGGCUACUGUGGGGAGCUCAUCGACUUGCUUGUCUCAAGGUGCCCAGAACUGCUGGACAUGCAGGAUGAGCUGAAGCAGACUCCCUUCGACGUGGCCACCCCGCAGAUCCGGCCGAAGCUGAACAAGCUCUACCUCGGCUGCGCGCAGUCCCUGCGAUCCAACUUCCUUGCCAGCACGGACCGCAUCUCGUGGCCGGACCUCCGCCGCCAGCUCAAGGAGCACUUCCGGAAGGAGGUCCAAGCGCAUGACCUGCAGAAGGUGCAGAGCAUUGUGCACGAGUCGCAGGAGAUUUGUCGACCAGCCUCGCAGGCUUUGCAAAGCGAUGAGUUCUUGCCCCAGGUCAAGGAGCUGGAGUCCUCUUUGCCCAGCUCUGGGUCUUCCAAGCCGCCGGCGCCUCUCAGCGACGGCCUGGAAGCUGCUGCGAAAGCGCCGGAGGACCGCCUGCUGGACAUGCUCAAGGGGCUGGCUGCGGCGGAGGGGCUAGAAGUGAAGGUUGUGAAGGUCGACGCUGCCAGCAGUACGCCGGGCUUCCGAAGGGUCCAUGUGGAUCUGCAGAGCUGCCUGGCGAUCCUGAAGGUCGUGUCCUGGCUGCGGUCGCACGAAGGAGUGGGCUGGCAGGGGAUGCGGAACCACUUUGCCACGCCGAACGCCCUGGGAGUUCGUGAGCUCAUCUGCUACCUGGACAUGCGCAGCCCAAGUGCCGAAGCUAGCGGCGGACACGGCGAUCAGUGCCUCUUGUUCUUGAGGCACAGGAGCUUCUCCCAAGUGCUGGAGCAGGUGGAGGAGAAGCGCCAGGAGCUCAGCAAGGCCCUGCAGGAGCUGAUAGGCCAGGAUCCGGGGGCGGAGGCCUUCUUGCUGGGCCAGCUUGGGAUGGACCCGAGCCAGGAGGUCCUGCGGACCUCCCGAGGCGACUUGGAGCAAGCCCUGGGCCAGGGGAGCAAGUUAGAAGACCAGGACUCAUCCGGCUGGUCGGCGCUGAUGCUGGCCGCGCAGCUGAACGACACGGAGGCGGUGAAGUGGAUGCUGGAGAAGGACCCAAGCAUUGGCCUCAAGACCAACCGGGCCGGCCAGACAGGCAUGAUGUGGGCCAGCUGGUGGAGAGCCUCUGAGAUGCUGACGAUCUUCCGGACCCGCGGGUUUGAGUUGACCCAUGGGGAUCAGGAGGGGCUGCGAAGGCUUUGCGAGGCUCAGAAGCAAGCCGAAGACUCGGACGACUUGGCAGCCCUGGCCCUGCUCCGGGUGGACCCGACUGAGCUGGAGUCUGUGGGAACGCAGGUUGAGAUGGACAACACGGCUGUCGAUGGCAGCCUGCGGGGCAGGAUGGGAGACCAGCACGCAGCUUCUGUCAAGGAGGUUUCUGUCUACUACACUCCGAAUCGCCUCAUCGCCGGCUUCGUGAUGUCUCUCUCCAAUGGUGUGCACACUGGGCAGGUCUUGGAUGAGCACGGUGGCUUGCUGUCGCCCGAGGACUACGGCCAAGUGAGCUCGAAGGAGACCGUACCCCUCGACGGCUACAUCUGGAAGGUGCGAAGUUGGGAUGCCAAGCCCUGGCAGAAUGCACUGUGCUGCCGCCUCGAGCUCAUCGUGGCCAAGGGCCGGAAGAAGCUCGUGCUGCGCUUCCCCUGCGAGGAUCCGGGGCACCUGGAGCAGGAGCCGGAUUUUCAGUAUGUGCAGGAUCCAUCGCAGUCGGGCGAGAGCCAAGUAUGUGAGCUGCACUUCGACGGCAAGGGGCGCUGCGUGGACGUCACCACCACAGGAGUCCUCCAAGGUGGAAUCGCUGGCCUGAGCAUGUUCGAGAGCUUGCAAGGCGACCUCUCGUCCAAAUCCAGUCUGGAGAGCUUCCUCCUGGACACACUGCUUCCCUACUGGGAGAAGGAGAGAGAGCGCCGAUGGCCCCACGUCCAGAAGAGCUUGCUGGAGUGGAGCGACGGCUCUUCCAUGAAGGGCUUGGUGGAGGCCGCAAAGCUGUUCGUGCUCAAGUCCAUCGCCGAGGGCUCAGCCGCCUCCCCCCAGACCAUCUUCGCCAUUCACGUCCACACGCUGCACUCGCGAAUCAAUGCGGAGUGUAUGCGGGCGAUGCUGAGCCAGGACGCGCGGCUGCGGCGACUCUGGUCGCCCUACGUCAAGCACGUCCUUAAUGCUCUGCAGGCUUGCCCUCGGCACCAUGGCACUGCCUUCCGCACCGUGACCUUCGAGGACGGCGACGGCAGCGGGGAGCCGUGCGUCGAGCAGUAUCUGCAAGACAAAGGGCUGGAGGAGGGCGCUGAGGUCACAUGGUUGGGCUUCACAAGCGCCACGAGCAGCCCAAGCGUUGCCAGCAACCUCCUCUUAGAGGACGCUUGCCAAGCCGGGCGCCCGAAGAACUCCGCGGGGGUCAUCUACAAGGUCAUCGACUCCAGAGCCGUCUCCGUCGCACCUUACACCAACUUCCCCGAGAAGCAAGAGCUGCUCUUUGAGCCGGACGCGAAGUUCAAAGUCAAGGGCCUCUAUCAGCUCACGGACUACAUGCUGCAGAAGGGCGGCUCUGCGCCGUCGGAGUGGAACAUUUCCUUCUCCGAGCUCACGCAAGCUCCCCUGAAGCGCGCGGUGGCUGGGAAUCAGCGGGAUCUACUGAUCCUGCUUCAGCAGGAGCCAGCCGAGGGGCCUGCGGCCACUUCCUUCGUGGCCGGGAAGUGCAUGCGCCCAACUGAGCUUCGAGGAAUCCGCUUGUCCACGCUGGUCAAGAUCUACGAAACACACAAAGCCAGGUUGGAGACGCUGAUCUACUGCUCUCACAUGAACAAGUGGCGCUGCUGGAAUAUGCACGACGUGGUCAAGGAGAUCAUCAUUCCAGAGACGGACAAGCGACGGGUGAGCUAUGCCGAGAUGCUGGGGCAAAACAAGGUCGAGUAUUUUGUCUCACACUGGUGGGGCAAAGAGUUCAGGCACUUCGUCAAGGCCUUGCAGUGUUUUGCCACGGCCAUCGGCGAGAACGAUCCGAUUUUUUGGAUAUGCUCAUUUGCGAACAGCCAGCACGAUGUGGACUUGGGUUCAUGUUUGUCAUUGAGCCCCUUCAACUUGGCGUUGAAAGUCUGCAAGGGUGUGGUGAUGGUCCUCGACGAUGAACUAGUGACGCUGAAGCGCAUCUGGUGUCUGUAUGAGGUGAUGCGGGUCUUCCAGCUCGGGCUUAGCUUCGACCUCACCACGCACGAAGGUUGCCUUUCGCGCUGUGGGCCACGAGACUUCGGCUUCGGCGGCAACGCCGGGCUCAAGCGCGCCUCUCGCCAACCGGGGCGCAACUUCUCAACGUCGACGUCUCCAACGCACAGGCUUCUGACGAGAAUGACAUGGCCACGAUCCUGCAAGAGAUUGAUGACAAGGUCGGCCGCCCGCAGAUGA